UCUCCCCAGAGUUAACAGUCGCCUGGCUUCACCCUUGGCCGGCAGCUCCAGCCCAAAGAGGCUGUGCCCACAUUCCCUGGCUGCUCUCCAGACCACAGGCACUGAGACAACAAAGUCCAGUGACUGUGAGGGCUGAGCAGAGGCUGCAGAAGGGGAGGAAGCAGUAGGGAGCCGCCGAGCGGAGGGGACUGUCCAGGUCCCAGAUGCUGGGCCUCCUGGGGAGCACGACCCUCGUGGGCUUGGUCACGAGUGCUGCUGUGGCAGUGCUGCUGCUGCUGCUGCUGCUGGCCACCUGCCUGAACCACGGACCGCGGGACCAUGAUAUGGAGAGGAAUCUGGCUGCAAGGAGAAACCGAGUCCGGUGGGCCCAGCCUUGGGUCUUCCCAGCCCGGGGCCACCCGAGACACUUUCACCAUCCCCAUCAUCCUGGCCAUGGGCCUCCCUUGCACCACGUGGGCCUCCACCAUCAGGUCCACCACCACGCCCACCGGGGCCACCACUGAUGCCUGUGGAGGACAGUCACGGCCUGCACUGCCAUCACCAGGACAAGUGGACACAGAUGUUCCUGUGCAGAGGGGU
Messenger RNA from Ceratotherium simum simum (southern white rhinoceros), 579 nucleotides. RefSeq names its product histidine rich carboxyl terminus 1 (gene HRCT1). The record is from RefSeq and is a predicted model, not a curated record. Lineage: Eukaryota; Metazoa; Chordata; Mammalia; Perissodactyla; Rhinocerotidae.